AUGUAUAUUGAACCUAUUCGUCGAACGAAUUUAAUGAUUUCCUCUUCAGCAAAAUUAUUUACAUCCAGCAACGCAAAGAUAUUUGUAAGAUUCAGUAAGGUCUUAUUCUUCCUUUCUACUUUUGUAUAUCCAUUUGACAUGAAGGACAUUUACAAGCAAGACGAACUCACCAUCCCUGAAGGUGUCAAGGUUUCCAUCAAGUCCCGUCAAGUUACCGUUGAAGGUCCUCGUGGUGUUCUCACCAAGAACCUUCGUCACUUGAACAUUGAAAUCACCGUUGUUGGUCAAAAGGUCCGUUUCGUUGUUCACCACGGUCUUCGUAAGCACGUUGCCUGUAUCCGUACCGUUCGUUCUUUGGUUAACAACAUGAUCAUUGGUGUCACUAAGGGUUACCAAUACAAGAUGCGUUAUGUUUAUGCUCACUUUCCCAUCAACGUUAUCAUUAGUGAUGCCGGUGAUGCUGUCGAGAUCCGUAACUUCUUGGGUCAAAAGGUUGUCUUCAACGUCAAGAUGCGUGAAGGUGUCAAGGUUGAAUCCUCAAAGAGCCAAAAGGAUGAACUUAUCUUGACUGGUAACUCUCUUGAAAACGUCUCUCAAUCUGCUGCUGAUAUUCAACAAUCUUGUCUUGUCAAGAAUAAGGAUAUUCGUAAAUUCUUGGAUGGUAUUUACGUCUCUGAACGUGGUGUCCUUGAAGAAUCUGCUUAAGUUUUUUUUUUCUCUCUUUUAAAGAAAAACUGUAGAUUUUCUCUCUCCUUUUUUUUUUUUCUUCGGUCUUUCAGUGUUAGAAGUGGAGGAAGAGUAAAAAAAAAAAAGAAGGGGUGAAUCUAUGAUUAAUAAAGAUACACACCUGUCUUUGGGAAGACGGCAGCAGCCUUCCCACCCAU
Messenger RNA from Cokeromyces recurvatus, 884 nucleotides. RefSeq names its product ribosomal protein L6, alpha-beta domain-containing protein. Gene Ontology annotation, biological process: cytoplasmic translation. Gene Ontology annotation, molecular function: structural constituent of ribosome; rRNA binding. The coding region runs from base 1 to 705 and encodes 234 amino acids. NCBI's taxonomy places the organism in Eukaryota, Fungi, Mucoromycota, Mucoromycetes, Mucorales, Mucoraceae. The transcript is spliced from 3 exons. Gene Ontology annotation, cellular component: ribosome; cytosolic large ribosomal subunit. The record is from RefSeq and is a predicted model, not a curated record.